CGCUGAUCAAGUCGACCACAAUUAUCCGCGGUCGAGAUGCGAAGCGAACAGUCGAAAGGAAUCCACAUUCGUGUUCUAACGGAGUAGAAAGUCAGUAAUUCGCAUCAGCGAGGAGUUUAGAAAUAAAGUUGAAAAAUGGCAGCGCUCCUCGUUUCGUUGCCGCUGCAAAUCGCCUGUCAAAUAAUGUGCGGAACAAAUUCAACCAACAAUAAUCUAAACUGCUUCGAUAAUACACCGAGUUUUCAGCAACACGCGCCGUUGUCCAAAGGAUACGUAGCCUUUCCGGAUAUCGGGCGCGCCUUCAAAUCGUAUCACGAUAAAGAAGUGACGUGGGACGAAGCUCGGAGACGAUGCAUCGAAAACGGCGCCAAUUUGGCAGUAAUCGAUUCGUUGACCACGCAAGAUUACAUUAUGAAAGUUAAACCAGCCAUGUCUAGCGCUCACGUUGGGAUUCACAGAUUUUUCAACGGGGAAGAAUGGACGAGUGUCAAAAAUGGUCUUCCCGUGUCUUUGGUUCCAUGGGCUCCCAACCAACCGUUCGAGGGUGCCGACUUGAAAUGUGGGGGGAUGUGGCACGACGGAAGAGGACUUUUUUCCGAAACGUGCACCGACAAACGACACUUCCUUUGCGAGAUAUCGAUACCAAAGGAGAACGUUUAGCUGCGGCGAAUACUUGUAAUUUCAGACCGAAUUGUAUAUUCGUAGUUGGCAGAGGAAUUGCGACAAACUACUGCGAUAAACAAACCAGUUACUUGUGUGAAAUUUUUCCAUUUUUACUUAAACAAUAAAAUAUCCUUCGUCUUUCAAACUAUUUUUUUUCCACGGUUUGAUAAUCCAUUUAUUUUUAUUUUAUUCUUAUACAAAACUCGGUAAGCGAUACUCGGAUUCUUCGCACGGGGUUAUCUGUCGGUUCGAGAUACGAAAAGUCAAAGGGGGAGAAUAUCUUACGUAUAAAACAUCGACAGAUCGUCAUCAGCGGGAGUAAACGCAGAAGAAACGUCGAGUCAGUCGGUACGAAGUUGAAUAAUAAACUCGAAAAAUGACAGGGCUCCUCGUUUUGCUUCCGAUGCAUCUCGCCUGCCAGAUAAUGUGUGCCGGGAAUUCUACUAACGGAAAUGUAACUUUUGUUCAAAAUACGUCUACUGGUAAGCAAAACAGUUCCCCGUUGCCCGAGGGGUACAUAUCCUUCCCGGAUAUCGGUGUCGCCUACAAGUCGCAUCACACGCAAGGUGUGUCGUGGCAUGAGGCUCGAAAACGAUGCAUAAUAGAGGGCGCUACCUUGGCGGUGAUCGAUUCGUUGAAAAAACAGGAAUACGUAAUGAAAGUUAAACCAUACGUACGUAGUUUGCACAUUGGGAUUCACAGAUUGUUCGACAGGAAUGAAUGGACAAGUGUCAAGACUGGUCUUCCCGUGUCCUUCGUUCCAUGGGCGCCUAAUCAACCGACCCAAGAGGCGGACCGAAACUGCGUAGUGAUGUGGCACGACGGACGAGGACUUGCUGCAUCAGUGUGCAAUAACUACGAGCAAGCCUUUGUUUGCGAGAUUCCGAUAUGAACGGACAACGAUAAGUAAUUCCUAUGAUUUGAUUGGUUGGAUUUAUCGUAUCUUUACCGACAAUUCUAUAUGUAUACCUACUCACAGCUCGUUAAUACGCUUGUAAAAAUCACAAUUAUCUCUGGAAUAAAUGUUCCAAACACAAAUUGCA
This is a messenger RNA of Neodiprion virginianus, 1706 nucleotides long. Its product is annotated as macrophage mannose receptor 1-like. Lineage: Eukaryota; Metazoa; Arthropoda; Insecta; Hymenoptera; Diprionidae. The record is from RefSeq and is a predicted model, not a curated record. Bases 1040 to 1555 code for a protein of 171 amino acids. The transcript has 5 exons.